AUGUGGAAUAUCAACGACCCAUCUCUCUUCUACCAUCAUACUGCCCACCACCGUUUUACCAAGGAAGAAAGUGAUUGGGGUUUUACGCGAUUCCUGGAGCUUAGAAAGAUGUUCCAGCAAGGAUGGGAAAAUUCCAGCCGCUCCCUAGUGGAGAACGAUUCGGUCAACAUCACCGCAUAUGUUAGAGUAGUGGAAGACGAGACAGGUGUCUUAUGGCACAACUUCAACAACUACGACUCCAAGAAGGAAACCGGCUACGUCGGCCUCAAGAACCAGGGUGCCACAUGUUACCUUAACUCCCUCCUACAAUCAUUAUUCUUCACCAACGCAUUCCGAAAGGCCGUUUAUGAAAUCCCAACGGCAGAAGAUGAGAGCGUCACUAACAGCGCUUACACUCUUCAAAGAUUAUUUUACCAACUUCAGAUCUCUAACACAGCUGUGGGCACCAAUGAGCUCACGAAAUCGUUUGGCUGGGACACCCGACAUAUUUUUGAGCAACAAGAUGUACAAGAACUAUCCCGUAAGUUGAUCGAGCGUAUGGAAGAGAGGAUGAAGGGUACAGCAGCCGAAGACGCGCUCCCGCGCAUGUUGAGUGGUAAGGUCAAAACUUACGUGUCCUGCAUCGACGUCGAGUAUGAGUCCAGCAGAGUUGAAGACUUCUGGGAUAUUCAACUCAAUGUCAGAGGAAUUCCAAACUUGCAGGAAAGCUUUAAGGAUUAUAUCCAGCAGGAAACUCUUGAUGGCGACAACAAGUAUUGGGCCGGCGACGAGUUCAAGUACCAAGAUGCGCGCAAAGGUGUAAUUUUCAAAAGCUUCCCCGAAGUUUUACAUCUACAUCUAAAGAGGUUCGAGUACGAUAUCCAGCGCGAUACGAUGAUGAAAAUCAAUGACCGUUUCGAGUUCCCCGAAGUUCUCGAUUUAACGCCCUUCCUCGACCAAGAUGCGGAUAAAUCUGAGCCAUGGAUAUAUAAGUUACACGGUGUCCUGGUACACAGUGGAGAUCUGAAUGCAGGCCAUUAUUACGCAUAUCUCAAGCCAAAUAAGGAUGGAUGGUUCUAUAAGUUUGAUGAUGAUAAAGUCACAAAGGCAACCAUGAGAGAAACUUUGGAGGACAAUUUUGGGGGCGAGUACCCCGCAUCGCUGGUCCAGCCUCGUACGGGCAUUCAGAAGAAGACACCAAUUAUGCGCCAGAUGAGCGCGUAUAUGCUUGUCUACAUUCGAGAGUCUCGUUUAGAUCAGGUUUUAACGCCGGUUCAGAAGGAAGACUGCCCACCUCAUCUUCAGAAACGACUGGAUGAGGAAGCAGCCGCCCGAGAAGCGAAGCGAAGAGAACGUGAAGAGCAGCACCUCUAUUUACCCGUCAGAGUUAUCACGGAAGAAACGUUCAAGCAUCAUGGAUCAACUGACCUUACCAAUUUCGAGAUUACCCCUGGUGAAGAUCCCGCAGCUCCUAAAUUCUAUCGCACAAAAAAGCAAACCACCAUCGAGGAGUUGGUUGGGCUCAUCGCUCAAGACUUAAAUCUCAGCCCCAGGCGAAUCCGCUUGUGGAUCAUGGUUAAUCGUCAGAAUAAGACAACCCGACCGGACCAACCAAUUAUGGAUCUAAGACCGACAAUAGAAGAAACAUACUCACGGAUGGCCACUACUAACCGAGAUUACGCGUUGAGAGUGUGGGCCGAAGUUGCGGAAGAGGUCGAUUCAGAGGGAGAGGCCAUUUGGCCCACUUAUCAGAGCAAUGCCAAUGGCGUUAUUGUCAAGAACGACCUGAUACUCUUAUUCCUGAAACAUUUCGAUGCCGAGAAGCAAACCCUCGCGGGUGUUGGUCAUAUCUACGUCAGUAGGGAGAAGAAGGUAGAAGAACUGGUUCCCGUGAUCGCAAAGAGGAUGGGUUGGGGCGAUAAACUACCCUCAGGGGAACAAUUGGUCAUGUGGGAGGAGAUAAAGCCGGCUAUGAUUGAGGGUCUUAAGGCGAAACAAUCUCUGAAAGCGGCUGAGCUCCAAGAUGGAGACAUUAUAUGUUUCCAAAAAAUUGCCGAGCGGAAGUCGGGUGAGAUUCUUAACAAGAUUCCUCGCCUUGGAGACAAGAGCUCCGAUGAGAGCACAAGGCGUUGGGACCGUUAUGACGAUGCGGUAGGAUUCUACGACUUCCUCUGCAACAAGAGAGAAGUUCGCUUCGAUCCUCAUCCCCGCUGCGAGAAGUCGAAUUAUCAAAGCUUCAUUCUUACCCUCAGCACGAGGGUCUCAUAUGAUUAUCUUUCCGAGCGAGUCGGUGAACAGCUAGGAGUCGAGCCCACUCAUAUUCGCUUUUUCACAGCAAACGCUUCCACAGGCAGUCCCAGGGCACCGGUGAGAAGGGCAGUCGCCCAAAAUCUCGGCACAAUACUCAAUCCAAAUGGUUAUACUCAGCAAAGUAUGCAGACCAAACCUAAUUCGUUGUUCUUUGAAGUUCUAGACAUGAGUCUUGCAGAACUAGACACCAAGAAAAACGUCAAGGUCACUUGGUUGAGCGAAGGUAUCACAAAGGCUGAAACAUUCGAUGUCUUGGUAAAUAAGCAAGGCCAUAUUGAGGAUCUCAUCCAAGCAUUCGUAAAGAAGGCCCAGAUUCAAGAUGAAAGCGAAGGUGGCCGAAUCAGAGUCUAUGAGAUUCAUCACCACAAGUUCUUCCGCGAACUUUCACCGACAUACCCAGUACUUAGUAUAAACGAUUAUGCCGACGUUGUCGCUGAGCGAAUUCCAGAGGAUGAGGUAGAUGCCCUUGAGAGAGACUUUAUUAAGGUCAUUCACUACCAAUCCGAUCCCAGUCGGGUCCAUGGGAUUCCAUUCAAGUUCCUCCUCAAAGAGGGCGAACAAUUCUCUGAGACAAAGAAACGGCUGGAAAAUCGAACAGGCAUCAAGGGCAAGGCCUUUGAAAAGAUCAAGUUUGCGGUUGUGCGACGAUUCCAAAAGCCGGCUUAUAUCAAUGACGAGGAUAUCUUGUUUGAUGAGGGAGGCACCAUUGAGGACGACAUAAUGCUUGGGUUAGACCAUCUGGAUCGCUCCAGAACGACACGGAACGGGGGAGAAAUGUUCCUCAAGUAG
This is a messenger RNA of Hypoxylon trugodes, 3078 nucleotides long. RefSeq names its product cysteine proteinase. Gene Ontology annotation, molecular function: cysteine-type endopeptidase activity; cysteine-type deubiquitinase activity; protein binding. Gene Ontology annotation, cellular component: cytosol; nucleus. Lineage: Eukaryota; Fungi; Ascomycota; Sordariomycetes; Xylariales; Hypoxylaceae. The record is from RefSeq and is a predicted model, not a curated record. Bases 1 to 3078 code for a protein of 1025 amino acids. Gene Ontology annotation, biological process: regulation of protein stability; protein deubiquitination. The transcript is spliced from 6 exons.